Bactrocera oleae (olive fruit fly) is the source of this 9024-nucleotide messenger RNA. Lineage: Eukaryota; Metazoa; Arthropoda; Insecta; Diptera; Tephritidae. The record is from RefSeq and is a predicted model, not a curated record.
GUGUCGUGGGUACGUAUUUGGUUGUGAAAAUUUUUAAAUUUUUGAAAUAUUUUCAAUAUUUAAAUCAAGUUUGUGAUAAAUUUGUUAUUUUCUAAUAUAAAAAUGUUUAAUGGUGUGUUAAAAUAUAUAAAAAGUGCUGCAACUAAGAUUGAAACAUGAGAACUUUAAAAGAAAAUUUCGCCGAUUCAGAAGUAUAUGCUUUGCAGCGUCAAGCUAGGCGAGCCGUCAUGAAAAGAAAAUUCAUCUUCGUAUUUUCUUAUAGAUGCCUUUGCUAACGGAAAUCUUUUGUAACUAAAACUCCGUUUUGACAUCACACUAAACUAUUCUCAUCAUAAUCUAAAACACCAUCGAAAACGAAAUAACAAAAUCAACAAAUACUUAAAAAAAUAAAAAAAAAAUAAAAAUAAAUAAAACAAGUUAAUCAAACUACAAACCCCAACAACAAAAUCGCGCACGAUUAAGAUAUACCAAUAUUCUGAACACUGUUGCAGAUGUUAAGAAGUGGUGGAGGAAUAAAGAAAUCCACACGAAUACUUUCUUGUUCCCAAAGUUUAAAUCAAUCACAAUAAAAAAACUUUCAUACAAUUUAUGAAUUAAAGAAGUCAUAAUUAAUUUAAUAUCUUUUUAGCGGACAAUAAGUAAAGUCUGUGCAUUAAAUACUUGUGAGAAAGUGCUUAUUCGUACGUGCUCGUACGCGAGCUUUCGGGCUUUAUUUUUUCUUUUUGGUCGAGUCCAGCCAAAUAAACCGUAACGCCGAUAAUUUAUCUAAAAAAUACUCUUAAUACUCAAUAAUUUUUGGAGUAGAAAUUUAGUAAAAUAUAAACGCUAUCCACUGGAAACGGUAUUUAAUAACGUAAGAAUCUCAAAACAAAUAAAUCAAUUUGGGAGGAAAUAUUAUCACGCCUGACAAUGUAAUGAUUGUUGUGAGAACGAGGUGAAUUAAAAAUAAACCGAUUCUAUCCGUUAUGAUACUCUGCCACAUGGGAACUGCAAAUAGUUAAACGGCUAAAAUUGGAAUCGAUAAAUCCAUCAUUAUAUUUUCAUAAACUCAUAAAAAACAUUCCGAGGUCCGAUACUACUGACUUAAAAAAUAUUGUCAUCGCCAGCAGUUAGACUGCUUUUUAAAAUACACACAAAGUAAAUAAAGUUCAGCAGAAAAUAACUACGAAAGGAUCGUCCAGUCUUUCCUGCGCCAGUUGUGCUCACCCCUCAGUUUUGGAGGCAGAAUAUUCUGUUAAAUUUAUCCCAAACUCUUAAUAACCACGUAAUUGAAAUAAACACUCCACCUAUUCCCUUAAACACAGCUCCUAAUCAUUAAAUCUUCAUUGCAUUCAUACAGGUUUUAAAUGUUAAUGGAAGCAGUCCAACUUUAAAAUACUAAACCACAAUAAAAACAAAAGCAACAAAACCAGCAACAAAAAACAACUGAAAAGAAAAGUUUUAAAGUACAAAACGCAAUAAGAAAAGAAUUAGUUACAAGCAAACAUAAAUAUAAAUUAUAAAAAAAAACUUUCAGAAUAGAAAAUUAAGAGUGUUGUGAAAAGAAAUUUAAAACACAAAAAUUAAGAUCUAAGACUACAAUAAAAAAAGCAAAACAAAAUAAAGAACGAUUCACAACAAAAUAAUUACAUAGAUAUUGGGUAACGAGGGAGUGAAAUAAAAACCAAAACACAGAUAACGUAGCUUUGUAUUCGGUGGUAUAUUUUAUGAUAACUAAGUGCGUAAAGUGAGAAAAUCAAUAUAAAAUAAAUUAAAUACGGUCAUAAGAGCUAACGGUGAAAAACAGGAUUUAACUUUUACCCACUGUUGACAAUUAGACGGCAUAAUUCCUGUCGUCCAGGUAAACAGCAAAUAAACAAAUGCCUACUAUGACUUGGUGCUUAGACGAAAGGGAUAUGUAAACGCUUUUGAAAAUUUCCAAAAAUAAUAGAAAUAAUAGAAAAUUUAAACCGAUUGAACAAUAUCGAAAAGAAAACCAGGCGGAAGUGCAUGACCAACGAAGCGAUUUAUUUAAAAAAAUAAAAAUAUAUAUUGAAGAGAGCAGAAUAUAACUAAAACUACGUAUCGAAGGAAAUAGCUGUAGCAAACUAGUUGAGCCGAAAGCUGCAAUGAAUGCAGUGUAAAAUAAAAAUAAGUAAAUAAUUGCAAGGUAGCAACAAUGAGUUUACACCAUUCUUCAAAUAAACAUUUAAAUAACAAAUUAAAUCUUCAAUAAUAAAAACAUUAUUAUUUAACAAGGAGUGAAGGAAUCGAAAAUAGUAAUCCAAAAAUAUAUUUCCAAAAACUGAACUCAAAUAUUAUAAAUCACUUUUACAUGUGAAUAAAUCAUAUAUUUUACAAUAAUAACAAUACUACUGGUUAACUACAAAUAUCUAGAGUAUAAACAGAUAAAUAUAAAUAUAUGAAUUAGCAACGAAAAAAAGGACAUUUGUUGGCGAGCAUUUGCGCGCUUGCUCUGGACACUCAAUACGGAGAUAGUCAAAGAAAGAUCCGGGAACCAAUCGCGAUAAGCUGAAAGUCGGAACUCAUUUAGACAGACUGCAAAAAUAAACCGAUGAAAUUUAUAACAUAUAUUAAAAAAGAAAGAAAAUAACUAAAUUAAUUUAUUAAAGAACGUUUGCGCAUGUGAAUGUGUCUAGUACCUAUAGUGUGUUUGUGUGUGAAUGAUACUAUGCAUCAAUAACAAAAUAAGACAAAAUUAAAUAAAGGAACUGUUUAUAAAGAACAACAAAAACACAAACAAAAAUUCAAAGAAAGAUUUAACAACUCUGUGAUAAUUAUUGUAAAUUUAUAAUAUAAAAUAAAACAAAAAGUAAGGAAUAGCAACAAAAACAAAGAUUAUUAUUACAAAACAGCAACAAAAGAAAUUUUCGUUAAAUUAAAUUGAAUUAAUUACUAGAAGUAAAAAAUAAAAUUUAAAUAUAGACGUAAAACUACAACACAAAAUAGAAACAACUAAAGCAAAUGCAAAUGAAGAUAAUGAAACAUUGAAACAAAUUCGUGAUAUCUUAAAGGACUUCGAUACAUAUAUACUAUAGUAUAUUAUUAUAUUAUAUUUUAUAUUAAUUAAGUGGAUAAUAAUAAGCUUAUAUAUAUGAGCAAACAGACUUAAAACGCGAAAAAAAUACAAAAGCAUUAAUCGAGCAGCUCCUGAAGUUUAAGAAACACUGAAAUAAACUGGAGUACUGUAAGGAAACGUGCUAAGGACUAACGUAGUAUAUGAAUAAUAAAAAGACUUUGCUACAUUUAAAGCUUAGAUUAGUAAAUAACAAUAACAUAAAAACAGCAGCCCAGUAACAAAACAACAACAAAAACCCAAACAGCGAAUCGGCAGCAAAGCUAUAACAGCUUAAGUUUAACUAUCAAAUGCUUUAGUUACAUCUUCAAGAAAUCUCUCUUAAUAUAAAAAAUAUAUGUAUAUCAGAUUUGUCUAUAUAUAAAGCUAAAACUUUAGAACAAUAGCAAACAAAACUCCUAGUGAUACACAACAAGUAAAGUAGUGUAAAACGUAUGAGGGCCAGGCUCAAACCAUGAUUGAGUAAUGAGAAAUUUUCGGCGAAUCAUAAGAAAUAAAUAAUCACGUUUAUAACAUUUAGAAAGCAAAUCAUAACAUCAAAUGAGAUUGACAGAAUACUAUUUAGCUCUCUUCAUACAAUCCAACAAUGGCGCUGUGUUUCGGCAUUUAACACAUACAUACAAAAACAUUCAGAAAGGCUUUCAGUGAACUGUCACUGCCUCCAUAAAUAAUAGCGUGAGCGUGUUAUUAAUCUAAUAAGAUAACAUUACCGUCGAAUCGAAAUAAAAUUUUCAAAAAAACCUACCAAUUGUGCAUAAAAAGGAUUAGAAAUUAUAUUUUAUUUCGCGACUGUCUACACAUUUUCUUCAUUUGUUGCCAUCCGUGCAGUUUGCACUUUAAAUAAAUUUGAUUUACGACUGAAUUAUACGAACGCGCUUUCUUAUCGUAAGAAUUGAUUUCAAGUCUAUCAUCCUUAUCCAAAGUCCACAACACCAAAGUGUAUCCCCCGAGAACAAAGCAAUUGCAACACUCAUUACCACCACUACUACCACUACCAACAACAAGUAUUCCUCGUGUAUUUAGCAACAUGAAUGCCCAAUCAAAAGGUUACCGCGCAGGUGAAGACAUCUACGAUAACAUUUCCUGCGAUGGCUUUUUCAACAUGAAUGCCAUGCGUAUUCAAACCACUUUUCCGCCAAUUGGCACUUUCACUUUGGAUUCUACGCUAGGUCCGCCACCGACUCAAUCGCAAACUCAGCCACCGAUAUCCCAACACCCUCCACCGAUUGGGAUUUUCGACGCUAACGACGUUCCAGAGAUCAUUCAAAAUCCGGCAACAAUCGGUGUGUUCCAAUCAAAUAGCGUUUUGAGUAAUGGUGGAGGUAGUGGUGGCGGGGGCGGUAAUAACUCCUCAUCUAUAUUUAGUUCGCAAUCGAGCUCUUCGUCAGCUGCCAACGAUCCAAGUCAAGCCACUCGUGAGACUGGAAUUAUUGAGAAACUUUUGCAUUCUUAUGGAUUCAUUCAAUGUUGUGAGCGUCAGGCACGUUUAUUCUUUCACUUCUCGCAAUUCAGCGGUAAUAUUGACCACUUAAAAAUCGGUGAUCCGGUUGAAUUUGAAAUGACUUAUGAUCGUCGGACAGGCAAGCCAAUAGCAAGCCAAGUAUCGAAGAUAGCUCCAGAAGUGGUGUUAUCGGAGGAACGAGUUACUGGCACUGUUACAACAGAACUUCGUACUGAUUGCGCUAACAAUUUACUUUCGUCGAACGAGACAACUGGUCGUAUCAGCUAUGAAAAUCGUGGCGAGUGCUUUUUCUUACCUUAUACCAAAGACGAUGUUGAGGGAAAUGUCAAUUUACGCGCCGGCGACAAAGUUAGUUUUCAAAUUGCAACUAACCAAAGAGGUAACCUUGGUGCUUGCCACAUUCGUUUGGAGAAUCCUGCACAGCCUGUUAAGUAUCGUGGUGUUGUAUGCUCCAUGAAAGAAUCGUUUGGUUUUAUUGAACGUGCUGAUGUCGUCAAAGAAAUUUUCUUCCAUUUUUCUGAAGCUGAGGGAAACGUUGAGUUGCGUCCAGGUGACGAUGUGGAAUUUACCAUACAAACUCGUAACGGUCGAGAAUUUGCUUGUAAUAUAACGAGAUUAGCACCAGGAUCCGUUAUAUUUGAGGACGUGGAUACCACGAUCUACAAAGGGCAGGUGUUGAAGCCCCUUGACCGCAAUAAUCCAACUCGGCAAACUAAUGACCCAUUACCCGGUCGUAUACGGUAUCGAGCACCGGACUAUUCGGAAGUAGAAGUUCCAUUUGGGGACAAGGAUCAGAAGGGUGACUUUACUUUGCGGCAUGGCGACUGGGUUCAAUUUUUACUCGCGACUGAUAGGCGCGACCAACUGCAACGUGCUACUUCGAUUUCUUUACUAGAUGAAACCUUUAAGGUUUCUGGUGAGAAGCGUGAGCAAGGUGUAGUUGCUUCACUUAAAGACGGUUUUGGCUUUUUACGUUGUGUUGAACGCAAUUUACGUUUAUUUUUUCACUUUACGGAGGUGUUGGAUACUAGCCGGGAAAUCGCUGUUAAUGACGAAGUUGAAUUUACAGUCGUUCAAGAACCCGGUGUUCCAUACAAUACAUCUCGCUUGCAUGCCAUUCGCAUAAAGCACCUACCACCAAACACGGUGCAGUUUGAGAUGCUAAUGGCAAGUAAUAUUGAAGGCUCUGUAACACGUGAGGCGCCUAAAAGUCCUGUCAAGUCCCAAGAUCGUGUAGAAGGCGGUGUGAUCACAUAUGAUCACGGUGAUGUCAAAAAGACUAUAAUGUAUUUCCUUAAAGACUGCGAGAAACCACCAAGAAUUGGAGAUCGUGUACGAUUCGAUAUCUACUUGGUAAAACGAAACAAAGAAUUCAUUGCUGUAAAUGUACAACUAAUUGGACAAAUGCAACAAAUACAUCAGCAACAAUUGCAACAACAACAACAACAGCAAUCACAACAUAUGUUAAUCAAUACAACGAACCAACUACAACAUCAACACAUGCACAACCAAAACAAUGAGCAAAUGCUACUGUCCAAUGGUGUCGGGGUUGGUCUUACAACCGGCAUUGGUGUUAACGUCGGAAUCGGAGGUAACACCGGUGGUAUGUUGAUUCCACCACAAAACGGUUAUUUACCACAGACUAAUUCAACUCAGCUGCUAUCCACACCAAAGAUUGAAGACUUCAAAUUGGACAAUAAUAAUUUAGCAAUGAGUGAACAUGGACAAACUUACCGUGGCUUUAUUGCUGUCAUCAAAGAAAAUUUUGGGUUUAUUGAGACGCUUUCCCAUGAUGAAGAAGUCUUUUUUCACUUUAGCAAUUAUGUUGGCAACCCUAACUGGUUGGAAUUGGGUCAAGAGGUUGAAUAUACCCUUUCGCCGAAUGGAAACACAUCCGCCUCUGGAAACUGCUUACCGGCCGAGAAUGUGCGCACACUACCAAAAGGUUCCAUACCACAGCCAGCCAUUUUGGAUGCAACUCAUAAUGGCAUAGUGGCACGUCCACUACGUUGCAUCAAUCCCGAUCAACAGGAAUAUGCUGGACUUAUUGAAGUUUUGGAUGAAACUAAACAAAGUGUUUUGACACAGCACGAAUUCGGAAUCACCAGUUUGGUAAAUAAGCGCGAUUUGCUACAAAAAGGUGAUUUGGUCACAUUCAAGAUUGACGAAAUCGGACGUGCUGCUGAUAUAAAUGCUGUACGACAAAAGAAACGUGCAACUGUUGAUUCAAUUAAAGGACAAUUUGGUUUUCUCAAUUAUGAAAUUGAGGAUGGCAAAAAGCUCUUCUUUCACAUGUCGGAAGUGCAAGGCAAUGCCGUUGCUUUACAUCCAGGUGAUACUGUUGAAUUUUCGGUGGUUACCAAUCAGCGCAAUGGUAAAUCAUCAGCUUGCAAUGUACUGAAGAUUAACGAUCGACCAGACCGUUUAAUAUCCCGCUUAAAGUUAAAUGCAGACGAUACUGUGCCACGAUUAAUCAUCACUCGAGCACCACGAGGACCGCAAAGCAAGGGUUUCUUGCCUCAAGCACGCAUUGCACGUAUUCCAGGCAUUUUAAUUGAAUAAAUUACAGCAGUAUACAUACAUUUCUGGAAGGCGUUGUAGCCUUACAUGAUUUAAUAUCCGCAACACCACAUGGAAUAAAAAAUGAAUAAAGAUAAAUUGAGGGUGCAGGAUAAGCGAGGAGGAGGGAGCAAAUAAAUAUUAUUUAACAGAAUUUAUAGUAUAUAUGUAAGCAGUGUGGAGUGCUUGAAUAUAAAUAUUUAGAAGCAAAGAAAUGCGUAAGGCCACAUCUCUUCCUCAGAAAAGAAAAUAAAUAUGGCAUAUUUAUUAAUAUGAAUACUAAAAUAACACAAUACAAAAUAUCUUAAAUAAAGGAAUACAGUAAUAAAAACAAAAUAUGAACUGCUUGAGUAAAAUGACAAAAUGAAAUAAAAAAGAAGUAUAUGAAAUAUGACAGAGAUUGUAAGCAUGCAAUGCAUAUGCGCGAUAGAAUACAGCUCAACAUUGCUUAUCUCUCUAUUUAUAUUUAAACAAUUUACGGAAAAAAUGCCAAAGUGCAAACGGAUUUUUAAUUAUAAUUUUUAUUUCUAUUUGAAGUUAAUAAUAAUACCAUUAUGAUGAGUAUUCAAACAUGUUUGAAGUUCAAAAUUAAAUGAAACUGCUGAAGUAGACACGAGUCAAUGGAGUGAUAGUUGGAAUAUAAACAAAAGCCACGGUAAAAAUGCAAGAAACACAUAUAACUAAACCAGUAUCAGAACGAUAACAAAUCGUGCUCAUUUAUUUAUUGUCCACUUCUAUCUUUUAUUAUCAUAUAUAUAGUUUAUUUUCACGGAAGAAAUUCCUUUUACUUAUAUGAACAGUUAAUGUGACUAAAUUGAAAUUAUUAUAAAAGAUCAACAUACAAUCUAAAAUCCAUGAAAACUACCCUAAUAACAAAAGCUAAGGCCUAUUAUUAAGUAAAUGCAAAUACCAAGAGGUCUGUCAUCCAAGCGUAAUCAUAUUCAUUCACUUUGUGUUAAGAUUCUCAAUUACAUACAUUCAAUUUCUGAUGUUUUCUGUUGUACAAAAUCACUGGUACAAUGCCAUAUUAAGACUACUGUAUGAACUUUUCAUACCAUUUUGGUACAAACAAAAAGUUUCUGUUGUCUCAUUUUUACAUAUUACAUUGAUUUAACAAAGUUAAUUAUAUUUGGCGGUGCGCUCCCUUGAAUUGCUUGUUUAGUAUUUUUAACAAAGAAUAUAUAUUCUCAUUCUUUCACAUACAUAUUAAUGGAAAUAAUUACACGCAUACCUAUUGUGUCACACAUAAUCGUAAUAUGCUGCGAAAGCAAUUAAAACAAAUGAAUAUUUUAAAUUUAUAAUUUUUAUUAACGUAUUUCCUUUGAAAACCAAUAAAAGUUAAAACUUUCAAGAUGAUGUAAAUGAAGCGAACACACAAAAUUAAACCAAGUUUAGUAUUUAAUUAUAAAAUAUUAUUUAUAUGAUUACAAAUGAUUUAUUAUUGUAAUAAUGGUGAUGAAUUGAAAACUGUUGCACUAAAUCAAACAAUUAAAUGGUAAAUUUAAGGUAGCGAAUUCAAUUUGCUCCUUUCAUUUGCAAAAUACACAUAUAUAAAGAAUAAAUUAAAAAGGCAACAAAAAAAUAAUAAUUUAAGUAAAUAAGAAACCCCCAAAAUAAGCAAAACCAUAAAAAAAGUAAAAAUAAAGUAUAUUAAAAUAUUUAUAAUAAUAUCCAAGAAAACAAUGAAUUUCAAUUACAUUCAAAAUUGGGAUCAGUCCUGCAGCCAUGUUAAAAUUAUAACAACAUACAAAACCAAAAAUAUAAAAAGAUUGAAAUGGAAGGAAUAUAUAUUUGUUUGAAUAUCAAUAAAAACGAAACAUCAAAAACAUCACAACAACAAACAUGAAAAACAUAAAACUGCAAAAGUAACAAGAUGCAAACUCUAUGAAAUCAAAUAAAAUAAAUACAUACUUCACUAAAGCUAUAA